Molecule: messenger RNA, 1629 nt
Organism: Aspergillus bombycis
Lineage: Eukaryota; Fungi; Ascomycota; Eurotiomycetes; Eurotiales; Aspergillaceae
Product: multicopper oxidase
Exons: 3
Coding region: 1-1629 (542 amino acids)
Molecular function (GO): oxidoreductase activity; copper ion binding
Source: RefSeq, a predicted model, not a curated record
AUGAUUCUCAGCAAUGGACAAUUUCCCAGUCCGACUUUACGAUUGAAACAGGGCGACAAAGUUGAGUUUCUAGUCAAUAACUCAAUGCCUUUCGCGGCGACCGUUCAUUUCCAUGGUAUUGAGCAACGAGGUACGCCGUGGUCCGAUGGUGUACCAGGACUAUCACAAAGACCGAUAGCCGCCGGCGAUCAAUUCCUCUAUACAUGGACAGCAACGCAUUAUGGGACUUACAUAUACCAUGCCCACACCAGAGGCCAAAUCGAGGAUGGACUUUAUGGGGCCAUCUACAUUCAACCAGAUGAAUCAGUGGAGAAGCCAUUUCAUUUGAUCACCGAUGACGCAAAAGAGCUACGGGCCAUCGGUAGGGCGGAAAUGGAGACGGAGCCUAUCAUCCUCUCCGAUUGGCGUCACUUAACAUCUGAAGAAAUCUGGCAGGCCCAAGUAGCCUCUGGGUUUGAGAACUUCUGUGCCAAUGCGGUUUUGAUUAAUGGUAAAGGGUCUGUACUGUGUCUGCCUCAAGACCGCAUCAACGCACUCACCACACCUGCUCAGAGGGGAGCGCUGAGGAAUAAUACGCUUACCGAUAUGGGGUGUUUGCCUCUUGGGGACCUUCAGAAGAUUAACCUAACACCACAGGGUUUCCUUCGCGGAUGUACACCCAGCCAAGGCCCGACCGAAAUAUUCGAGGUAGAAUCAGCUUCGCAGUACAGAAGCUGGGAUUUAAUCAAUAUAGCUGGCAGUCUAGAGCUAGCAUUCUCGAUUGACCAGCAUCCUUUGUAUGUCUAUGCGGUCGAUGGGCGUUAUAUCGAGCCUAUUCGAGUCGACGCGAUUACUAUCCCUAUUGGUAGCAGGUAUUCUGUUCUGGUUAAAUUAGACCAACCUGCUGGUGAAUAUACAGUUCGUUCUGCCAAUACCGGAGCAAACCAGAUCAUAAAUGGCACAGGCAUCAUGAGAUAUGGAGCUUCUACUUCCAACCAGAAGAUAUCUCAGCCAUGGAUUACUGAAGUUGGCACCAACGCCACCGCAGAUACGGUGUUCUUGGAUGAGACGAGGGUCGUGCCCUUCCCGGUGGAAGUUCCUUCUUUGCACGUGGACCGGACAUACAUAUUAAAUGUCGAUCAUAUCGGGGACUCGUACAUCUGGACAUUGGGUAAUCAUAGUUACCCACAAUCAAAUGAAGAAGCGACCCCUUUGCUUUUCAACCGCAGCUCCAUCCCCACAAAGUACACCAUCACCACAUUGAACAACACUUGGGUGGAUCUCAUCGUCAAUGUGACGACUGGAGGCCAGCCUCCUCAUCCAAUCCACAAGCAUUCGAAUAAGUACUUCGUGAUUGGAUCAGGAUUCGGUGCUUUUCGCUAUCACUCAGUUGCCGAGGCUGUGAAAGACAUCCCUGAAAGCUUUAAUCUCCGCAACCCACAGAUACGCGAUACAUUUUCCAGUCCACCUGCCGGCGCAGGCCCCUCGUGGCUUGCGAUCCGAUAUCAUGUGGUCAAUCCGGGUCCUUUUCUGCUGCAUUGCCACAUUCAACCACAUUUGAGUGGCGGCAUGGCUUUGGCCAUUAUGGACGGCGUUGACACUUGGCCUCGUGUGCCGGAAGGGUAUGAGCUGCCAGCUAUAAGUAACUAA